Messenger RNA from Solanum pennellii, 1715 nucleotides. RefSeq names its product malate dehydrogenase, chloroplastic-like. Bases 165 to 1403 code for a protein of 412 amino acids. The transcript is spliced from 2 exons. Gene Ontology annotation, cellular component: mitochondrion; cytoplasm. Lineage: Eukaryota; Viridiplantae; Streptophyta; Magnoliopsida; Solanales; Solanaceae. Gene Ontology annotation, biological process: tricarboxylic acid cycle; malate metabolic process. The record is from RefSeq and is a predicted model, not a curated record. Gene Ontology annotation, molecular function: L-malate dehydrogenase (NAD+) activity.
ACCUUGUUUUUAUAUGAAAACCUACCCCUUUUUAACCCUCUCUGCUCUCUACUCACUCGCAUUCUCUUUCAGGCAAAACGUACAAAUUUCUCUCUCUCGAAUUUCUCUCGACCCCUCCAUUUCACUUUCCCAGCUCCGCCGUAUUUUUCUUCUGAGGGUGUGAAAUGGCAGCUACAUCAGCAACUACGCUAUCAGUUGGCUCAACCACAUCUCUUGGUUGCAAAGGGAGCUCAAUAUCACAAUCAAAAGCCUUUGGUGUGAAAUUCAACUCCAAAAACAACAUUAGGAGUUUCAGUGGUUUGAAGGCUGCGACAACUGUAAGCUGUGAAUCAGAAUCGUCCUUUCUUGGUGAAGAAAGUCUUGCUGCCCUUAAACAAUCUAUUACUCCAAAGGCCCAAAAAGGAAACAGGGGAUAUGUUAGUUGUGUUCAGCCUCAAGCAUCUUACAAAGUGGCUAUUCUUGGAGCAAGUGGUGGUAUUGGCCAACCUUUGGCUCUUUUGGUCAAGAUGUCACCACUAGUUUCAGAGCUGAACCUUUAUGAUAUAGCUAAUGUCAAAGGAGUUGCAGCUGAUCUCAGUCACUGCAACACUCCCUCCCAAGUUUCAGAUUUCACUGGAGCAUCUGAAUUGGCCAACUGCUUGAAAGGUGUAAAUGUGGUGGUCAUACCUGCUGGUGUUCCAAGAAAGCCAGGUAUGACACGUGAUGACCUGUUCAACAUUAACGCAAACAUUGUGAAGACAUUGGUCGAGGCUGUUGCUGAUAACUGCCCUGAUGCAUUUAUCCACAUCAUUAGCAAUCCAGUCAACUCCACAGUGCCAAUUGCAGCAGAGGUAUUGAAGCGAAAGGGUGUUUAUGAUCCGAAAAAACUUUUUGGAGUUACCACCCUAGAUGUAGUUAGGGCAAACACAUUUGUUGCUCAGAAGAAAAACUUGAGGCUUAUAGACGUAGAUGUGCCAGUUGUAGGUGGCCAUGCUGGUAUUACCAUUUUGCCUUUGUUAUCAAAGACAAAACCAUCAACUACUUUCACUGACGAAGAAGUACAGGAGCUAACUGUGAGGAUUCAAAAUGCUGGCACUGAAGUUGUGGAGGCAAAGGCUGGUGCAGGGUCUGCUACACUUUCCAUGGCUUAUGCUGCUGCAAGAUUUGUUGAGUCCUCUCUCCGUGCACUUGAUGGAGAUAGUGAUGUCUAUGAGUGUGCUUUUGUGCAGUCUGACGUAUCAGAGCUUCCAUUCUUUGCUUCAAGGAUUAAAAUAGGAAAGAAUGGGGUUGAGGCUUUGAUUUCAUCUGAGCUUCAAGGAUUGUCUGAGUAUGAACAGAAAGCUCUGGAUGCUUUAAAGCCAGAAUUGAAGUCUAGCAUUGAGAAGGGUACAGGUUUUGUUCAGAAAGAACCUGUAGCUGCUUAGGAUAAUACAAGCUGAAGAAACGAUGACAGGAAUAAAGCAAUUUAGCAAAAUUCACGUUGAUCAACAUAUUCCAGUUUUGCAGUUGAGUUGAAAGGUGCUUCUGUUACGGAGUAACAAACAAUAGGAUGUAGAAUUGUAUCUCCUUUCUGGUAUCGGUAUGUAACUCUCAAGUGACGAUGUUGAGGCACUCUUGUCAUGUUCCUUUUUUUUUUUUUUUGGGUGAAAUCAACUCUUUCUAUCUCUCUUGAAUCUGAGUGUCAUUGUGGGGAUUGUGUGAUGAAAAAUCAUGAAGUACUUCGAUUUAUUCUGAAA